This is a messenger RNA of Osmia bicornis bicornis, 2310 nucleotides long. RefSeq lists its product as uncharacterized. The coding region runs from base 451 to 1461 and encodes 336 amino acids. The record is from RefSeq and is a predicted model, not a curated record. The transcript is spliced from 2 exons. NCBI's taxonomy places the organism in Eukaryota, Metazoa, Arthropoda, Insecta, Hymenoptera, Megachilidae.
GACGAAUUAAAUAAGGAAAUAACUGCAGUUUAUAACUCUUCGAUAUUUAUUUGAAAAAAAAAGAAAAAGAAAAGGAAUAAGAAAAGUGAUCUCCGAGAUAGUUUCAUUUUAUACAUACUUGACACAUAGUGUAACUCCAUUGUGACUCUGUUUUCGUCUAAGAGAAAAAAAAAAAGUUAAUCCGCUUAUGGCCGAGCGUUCAGUAAGACUUCUUUAAUUCGAUUACGUAUAAUAGUAUCAACAAAGGUUGGAAAUAACGGCGACGGCUUUCUGUAGUCUGAUCUGAACCGCCGUUAGAAAUGCUGCUUUCAAAAUCUAUCUUCUUUUGAGUUCAUCUUACAAUGAUUUCAUAAACUUUCAGGUUUUUUUAAGUUCUUUAGUAAUUUACGCUUAAGAUCGACACGAUAAGUCUUAAAGAAAGGAAGGACUGUUCCUAAAACGCUUCUCGCCAUGGAAGAGUCGAGUGACAAGCAAGAAGAACAUACGGAAGAGUGCACGUUGAAAUCGAAAACGGAAGAAGAAAACGAACCACCUUUAGAUAAUUCUGUAGAUCAUUCGGAAAGAAGUGGCAAGGAGGAAAAACCGGUGGAGCAUUUAGAAAAGAGAAGAACAUUGUCGUUGAAUCAAGAUGAACAUUUAAGCCCCUCGAAGACGAAAGUGAAGCGUAAAUUGAGAUCGACCCGUAGGAAACUGAACGCGAUGAUUCACAACUCGUCGUUGCACUUUUCCGAUACCGAUUCCGAGGGAGAAUUGACGACGAUUAAUUACCAAGGUAGAUCGUUAAAUUGUACGGUAGAAGAUCCACAAAGACCUACGAUAUCUGUAACGUUAGAUAAUGUGGAUGGUAAGGAGGAACAAGAGGAACAAGGAAAUUAUUUAUCGGCCGAUGGUAAAGAAGAGUCUAGACGAAACAGUUUCGUCGAAAACUUAACCGACGUCGACGAAAUUUAUCCGAGUGACCCGGAGAGCGAGCAAAAAGAAAGUCAAAAUGUUUUAAAGGUUCCUGAAAGUCCUUGUCAAGGUGAAACGGACUUCGAAGACGUCGAAGACGAGGAGGAAAUAAACUCUCCGAUCUACUUGAAACCUAGAUCAGAUAUAUUUUGCGAGUACAGCGGAGAAACGAUAACGACUAAAGAAGGCGACGGGCCAUUUUCCGUGGAAGUUCGAAAUAAAAUGUAUAAAGACGAUAUUUCUCGAAGCGAGUCGUGUUGCGCUAUGCCAGACAUAGUGGUUCUGUCCAACACCGACGAAGAAGACAUGGAAGUAUCUGACGACGAGGACGUACAAGAAGCUUGUUGUAGUCAGAAAGAAUUAUUCGAGGAUCUAGAAGCUCUCGCGGGAUCGCAAGUUUUCAUGAAAAAUAUUAAUAAAAUGGAUACCUUGUUAUACGUAAAAGAUACUAGCGACGAUGUAAUUAGCGAUUGUCAUACCGAUAUCGAAGACGUUGAUCCAAACGAAUAAAAUAAUUUAAAGCAAAUACACGGUAAGGAUAUAAAUUUACAAAAGUACAAAUUCUUUAGGUAUGAGAAUAUUUAUUAGCUUUUGCUUGUCCAAGCACAUACUGGAUAUUGGGUAUUAUAUCUUACUAUAUUUAUAUAACAAAGUUAUUUAAAUUAUCUAACAAAUAUUUCCUUGCUUUGAAAGAAAUAAUAGUUAAAAAAAUAUGUGUCCUAUUUUUAUCUAACAUUAUAUGGAAUAUAGAUAUUCCAUAAAUAGGAAUUGAGUGAAGAAAUUCGAAUAUUAACGAUUUAAAAAAUGAACAAAUCUUCGUUUUACUGUUACCGCUUAGUAUUAACUUACUUGUCUAUACUUAUAAUUGCAGACAGAACUGCCGUCCUCGACCUUAUCAUACACAACCGUAUGGGAUAUUAAUUUUAAGUGUCGAAGAAUAUCUAAAAAAAAAAAGAAGUAAAAGCAAUUAUAAUUCUAACAGAGUUCAGAGUUUAUUGUAUAUUGGAUAUAUAUAUCUCUAUAUAUAUACACACACAUAUACACACUAUUGCAUGUUACACAUUAGAGAGAUUAAUAGUAUUAUUUUUUGAGAGUGUAUUUAUUUUUAGACAAAAUUAUAUAUGUAUGUACAGUAUCGGAGUUUAUCGUACGUUACUUCGUUAAUAUUUUGAAAAAAAAAAAAAGAAAAGAUUAUAAAAUGAUCUAAAAGUGUGUUAAUGCAUAUCGCUUGCCAAAGUUUGAUCGCUUAUAUCCUUUGAAAUUAUAAAUACUAUAUACAUAUAACAUAUACAUAUAUAAAAGAAAAAUGUAUUUUCCGUCUAAGGUGUAAUCGAUGAAUAAAAAGUAAUGUGAGCAUGA